AUGGACUCUCAACCGUCUGAAACCGCAGGCUCUUCAUUUGAGCGCCGACGGAUGCCGUACUCUUCCUCACUGCCGUCGGAGCGAACCGAGACGUUCAGACGACCAGAGUCUCGGUCGGCCGACAAUAGCACGGCCGCAGAGGAAAAAGCAGAAGCUUCAAGCCCCCAAGCGAAACCGCAAAGUCGUCGCUACGGCCCACGGACCUGUCGAAUAUGUCUCGAUACGGAGCACCCCAAAUUCCCCACGAACAUCCCAAGGGCAUUUGGCGUGUCGACAUCGUCGUCGCGGCCAGUAUACGAAUCGGACGACCCGGAGCUAGGCCGGCUCCUGUCACCUUGCAAGUGUAAGGGCUCGUCGAGAUAUGUUCACGAGGGGUGUCUCGACGCAUGGCGGUUGACGAACCACACUGCCACGAGAAACUACUGGCAAUGCCCGACAUGCAAGUUCACAUAUCGAUUGGCGCGGCUGCAUUGGGCGUCGAGGCUCAGCAGCAAAUACGCGCAGAUUUUCCUGACAGUAGUGGUUCUCGUCGUCAGCCUCUUUAUUCUAGGAUUUAUUGCAGAUCCCAUCAUGGACUUGUGGUUUGAUCCUGUAGGUUCCAUUGCAGAUACGGUAUCCAGUGUUGUGUCAGAUCUGGAUGCCGUGCGGCCGCCGGUAUACGAGGAGCCCAGCACGUGGACUGAGCAUUUCACAAAGGGCUUCUUUUCCCUGGGGCUGAUCGGCGCCAUCAAGUCCUUUGUCGCAAUGGGUCCGUGGCAUUGGAUCAACUUCCGUGCCGGCGGGCUCUUCGGGUCUGGCAGACGCGGCGGCACUGGCAGGAGCAGGAUGGACAACUUCAACCUGCUCUUUGUCAUCAUUGGAGCACUUACGUUUAUGAUGGCAGUGUGGAGGUUUGUCAAGGCCAUGAGUGCGCGGAUUCUGACCAAUGUCAGCAAUAAAGUUAUGGAUGUGGGUGACGACGAUGACGAUGACGAUGAUGAAGCGAUGCGAGACGGCGGCGAUGCUGGUACAAGCUAA
Messenger RNA from Metarhizium album ARSEF 1941, 1017 nucleotides. Its product is annotated as RING finger domain protein. The record is from RefSeq and is a predicted model, not a curated record. The transcript has a single exon. Bases 1 to 1017 code for a protein of 338 amino acids. Lineage: Eukaryota; Fungi; Ascomycota; Sordariomycetes; Hypocreales; Clavicipitaceae. Gene Ontology annotation, molecular function: zinc ion binding.